AUGGAUCGUCUUCUUCCUAUCGCCGGAGUUUUACUGAGCUUGUUCCAUGGGAGCUUCGGCUAUGACUUCUAUGUGGGAGGAAAAGACGGAUGGGUGGUGAAGCCACAUGAAAGCUAUGAUCUUUGGGCCGUGAAUAUGAGAUUUCAAGUAAACGAUAAGCUUGUUUUUAAGUACAAGAAAGGGGAGGACUCUGUUCUGCAGGUGAAGGAGAAGGAUUUCAAUCUCUGCAACACCAGUAAUCCGAUUAAGAAGUUUAAUAAUGGCGAUACUAUUUUCCUUCUUGAUCGAUCGGGGCCUUUCUACUUCAUUAGUGGGGAGCCUGGGCACUGUGCGCAGGGGCAGAAGCUUGUCGUGGUUGUCAUGGCGGUUAGGCUUCCACCUUCACCUUCACCUUCACCGGCUCCGGCGGCCAAUUCGGUCUCUCCGCUACCGUCUCCGACGCCUUCCUCCGCCAUUGGAGCGGCUGUUUCAAGAGUCUACUGUGGAGUGUUAGCUCUGUUCUUGGGGGCGGUGGUGUUUGGUUAG
Messenger RNA from Dendrobium catenatum, 525 nucleotides. RefSeq names its product early nodulin-like protein 1. The transcript has 2 exons. The record is from RefSeq and is a predicted model, not a curated record. Gene Ontology annotation, molecular function: electron transfer activity. NCBI's taxonomy places the organism in Eukaryota, Viridiplantae, Streptophyta, Magnoliopsida, Asparagales, Orchidaceae. Gene Ontology annotation, cellular component: plasma membrane. The coding region runs from base 1 to 525 and encodes 174 amino acids.